UUUCCCGCCGCGCCCGCCGGCUCCUGCCCGCAGGCCUGUCGGAGCCCAGGCUGCUCUCGGAGGUCCAGGGGCGCCGGCCAUGGACCCUCGGCGCGGGCCGGCGGCGCGCACCGCUCCCAAGGCGGGGGCCGCGGCGCCCAAGGCUUCGGCGCAGGGCGGGAGGGGCGCGCUGACGGAGCCCGACGUGUGCCCCGCCGUCCCCGCGGCCGCCCGGCCCCGCGCGCAGAGCGGCGAGCCCGCCAGGGCGCCGGGCUCCCUGCGGAAGAAGAGCGCGCCGGGCCCGCGGGAGAGGCCGCCGCGCCGCGCGCAGAGCGCCCGCGCCGGGCAGGAGCCGUCGAGCGCGGCGGGUCCGGCGGGUCCGGCGGAGGGGCCGGCCCUUUCCAGGGCAGGCUCUCGCCGCGAGCGGGGCGCGCGCUCCGCGGAGACGGCGAGGCCCCAGCCCGGGCCCGCGGAGCUCGGCGGCGUCGGCGCGCUGGUCCCAGCCCCGAGUCUUGGCCGGAGGGGAGCGCCGCCCGGCGCCUGGGAGCCUCGGGCGGUGCUGGAGAAGCUGAGGCUGAGCCGCCAGGAGGUCUCGGCGGCGGCGGAGGUGGUGAACAGGGUGGUGGACCACCUGCUGCAGAGGCUGCAGCGCCGCGAGUCCGAGUUCAGAGGGGUCGCGCUGCUGCACACCGGGAGCUACUACGAGCGCGUGAAGAUUUCUGCUCCUAAUGAAUUUGAUGUUAUGUUCAAACUGGAGGUCCCCAGAAUUGAGCUGGAAGAAUAUUGCAACAGUGGUGCUCAUUACUUUGUGAAGUUCAAAAGAAAUCCCAAAGGAAAUCCUCUGAGUCAGUUUUUAGAAGAGGAAAUAUUGUCAGCUUCUAAGAUGCUAUCCAAGUUUAGGAAAAUCAUUAAGGAAGAAAUUAAACACGUUGAAGAUACAGAUGUCAUCGUGGAGAGGAAGAGAAGAGGGAGCCCUGCUGUAACACUUCUCAUUAGAAAACCUAAAGAAAUAUCUGUGGAUAUAAUCCUGGCUUUGGAAUCAAAAAGCAGUUGGCCUGCUAGCACCAAGGAAGGCCUGCCCAUCAAUAACUGGCUUGGAACAAAAGUUAAGAACAGUCUAAGACGACAGCCGUUUUACCUGGUACCCAAGCAUGCAAAGGAAGGAAAUGGUUUUCAAGAAGAAACAUGGCGGCUCUCCUUCUCUCACAUUGAAAAGGAUAUCUUGAAAAAUCAUGGACAGUCUAAAACAUGCUGUGAGACUCACGGAGUGAAAUGUUGCAGGAAAGAUUGUUUAAAACUAAUGAAAUAUCUAUUAGAACAACUGAAAAAAAAGUUCGGAAACCGAAAGGAACUGGAUAAGUUCUGUUCUUAUCAUGUGAAGACUGCCUUCUUUCAUGUAUGUACCCAGGACCCACAUGACAGUCAGUGGCACUCCAAUGACCUGGAAUCCUGCUUUGAUAACUGCGUGACGUACUUUCUUCACUGCCUCAAGACAGAACGGCUUGAGCAUUAUUUUAUUCCCGGAGUGAAUCUGUUCUCUCAAGACCAAAUUGAAAAAAUAAGUAAAGAAUUUCUCUCAAAGCAAAUUGAAUAUGAGAGAAACAAUGGAUAUCCAGUUUUUGGUGAAUUUUGAAAUUAUGUUUUUAAAAAGAAUCAAGAAUUAGAGUGACUGUAUGACGUUGGAAUGUUUGAAAUUUGUUGCAGCAAUGAUUGACUAAAAUGAAUGUAAAUAUUUAGCUUUCAGUUUGUUUUAAUAAACGCUAAUCAGUAUGAAAGGAUUGAUUGUCCUAGGAAAGAGAUUAGUUAAGGAAUAAGCAGGAAAAGGAGUAUUUAAAAUCUGAAAGCUUACCAGAUUGGAAUGAAGAGAAGGACAGAAUGUGCAUCACAUUAAUUGAGUUUAUUGCGCACUUAAUUGAGCACCGCUCCUCACCAAGCGUGGGUGCGUGGAGGCUGCAAGAGACUAUAUUGAAAAUGGUCACAGCCUCCAUAAAACUGGUAGGUUUUGCUCAACAUACAUGUAUUUGUGAGCAAUGGCCUCGCCUACGUGUUAGCACAUGUCGAAGGAAAUGAGAUAAUAAGCUCUACAUUGUCAUGUAGACAUGUAUGUCUCGAAAUUCAUAAUCUUAUAGAAAAUAUAGGGUACUUCGAUACACAUGGCUAAAUAUAAAACAUAGAACUUCUUUUAUUUAUUUUUAUUUUCAGUAACACUUUUGUAUGUCUUUCUGAAAAGGCAAUGUAUACACAUAACACAAAACUCAAAGAAAUGGGUGUGAAGUAAAAUGUCAGCCUCUCUCCUCUGUGCUUGGGCCGUUCGACCUAGGGGCAGCUGCUGGCUUUUAACUUCUUUGUAUUCAUAUAUUUUGUACGUUUUCUUAUUGGCUAUUUUAUCGUUUUCUCAUUGUUUUAUAGAAAUUCUUUAUAUAUUUUGGAUACUUAUAGUUUGUGGGUUGUCUAUAUAAUGAGUAACUUCUCCCACUGUGUGGAUCGUCUUUACUGUUUUACUCUCUUUUAGUAAACAAUUUAAAAUUUUAGUGUA
Messenger RNA from Equus caballus (horse), 2515 nucleotides. RefSeq names its product cyclic GMP-AMP synthase (gene CGAS). Gene Ontology annotation, cellular component: site of double-strand break; cytosol; nucleus. Gene Ontology annotation, biological process: DNA damage response; paracrine signaling; negative regulation of double-strand break repair via homologous recombination. The record is from RefSeq and is a predicted model, not a curated record. Gene Ontology annotation, molecular function: 2',3'-cyclic GMP-AMP synthase activity; double-stranded DNA binding; chromatin binding. NCBI's taxonomy places the organism in Eukaryota, Metazoa, Chordata, Mammalia, Perissodactyla, Equidae.